Messenger RNA from Mercenaria mercenaria, 1302 nucleotides. RefSeq names its product perlucin-like protein. Lineage: Eukaryota; Metazoa; Mollusca; Bivalvia; Venerida; Veneridae. The transcript has 4 exons. Gene Ontology annotation, molecular function: signaling receptor activity. Bases 101 to 667 code for a protein of 188 amino acids. The record is from RefSeq and is a predicted model, not a curated record.
UUAGUUAUUUAAGCAUAUAAGUGCCGAACAUUUCUGAACAGCAAUCAUUAAAACUCCCGUAUCAGUUUCGUUUAGUCCUAUAUCAGUUUUGAAGCACACAAUGAAAUUUCUAGGAGUAAUUUUGAUUCUGUUACAGGUAUAUUUCAGCAGCGGAGAGGAAGCUCACUGUUCUAGAUACCACUACGAGGAGCAAACAUUAGCUAAAAUAGUUAGGAUGGAGCACAGGCUGGAAGAAUUAGAAAAACGCAGAGAUGCUGGUCUAACCAAUAGACACUGUCCGGAUGGAUGGGUCACAUUUCAAGGAUCAUGCUAUUUGUUCUCUAAAGCUGAGGUCAGCUGUUUUGAUGCUGAGAUAUACUGUAGUAAGACUGGUGCACACCUUGUACGAGUCGAAAGCGAAAUGGAAAACAACUUUUUUAAACAUUACCUGAAACACUUAAAAAAUGCUCACUACUGGAUGGGCCUGAGCGACAUGGACCAAGAGGGAACGUUCAAGUGGUAUGGUACAAGUGAGGUGGUCUCAUAUACUGACUGGAAUUCCGGUGAACCAAACAAUGGAGCUGGAACAGAACACUGUGUUCAUUUCCACCACGGAGGAAGUUUUUCUUGGAAUGACAAUCAGUGUACUGAUUUGUAUAAAGCUGUUUGUGAACAGAAAUCAAAAUGAUUUUAAAAAGUAAUUAGUAAUACCUAGUUUGAACCACUGUUACUCUUCUUUGGUUUUCAGGAUAUUAUGAUACUUUGCUUCGUACAAAACAAGUUUAAUCAUUCACAGUACCAUAGAUAAUUAAAUAAAACAAUUAAGCUAAAUAACAUAUAAAUAUCGAUCUAGACAGUUAAAAAUACAAAUUAAAAUUGAAGUAAACAUGUAAAAGUCCAAACUCCAACACAGUGUUACUUCCCCUUAUCGGUACAGUACAUGAUUGUUUGGCAAUAUUCCUGCGCGGAGUUUGUUUGACAAUAUUCCUGCGAGGAGGUUGGUAUAAAUCUGUGACAGAAGAAGAUUGAGUGCAUAGUAUUCCUUCAUUUAGUAGAACUGUAAGAAAAUUGUUGCAAUAAACUACAACUUCUAGAUAAAUUGUAAAAGUAUGAAUUUCUUCAUCACCAAAAUUGACCGUUAAUAUUUCGUGCUAAUGAUUUGUCCAACAUAUUACAAGAUGUUCAAGAGUUUUAAAACACACAAAAAAUGUCAAAAGCGUUCAGAUAUUGAAAAUACUAACAAUCUAAUUUGAUUCAACAAGAAGUCUGAAGCUGUCUUGUACCAAGGACGUCCUUGGCGGUAGGCAUCAGGAUGAUUGUCAU